AUGGGCUCCAUUGAACCACCUAAUGCUUCUAGCUGUCUUGUAUACCAGACCAUCACUGAGUUUGCAGACUUCCCCGAUCACGAUCAGAAGCUAUGGUGGCACAGUACGGCACCUAUGUUCGCAGAAAUGCUCAAGGUUGCUGGAUAUGAUAUUCAUUCUCGGUACAAAGCUCUCGGGUUGUACCAGAAGUUUAUCAUUCCUUUCCUUGGUGUCUACCCUACCAAAACCAACGAUCGAUGGCUCAGCAUCCUAACUCGAUACGGCACGCCUUUUGAACUGAGCUUAAACUGCACCCACUCAGUGGUGCGAUACACCUUUGAGCCCAUUAACGCUGCCACCGGCUCCCUGAAAGAUCCCUUCAACACUCAUGCCAUAUGGGACGCACUCGAUACACUGAUCCCUUUGCAGAAGGGCAUUGAUCUAGAGUUCUUCGCGCAUCUGAAGAGGGAUCUCACUGUCAACGACCAAGACACGGCCUACCUCUUAGAGAAAAAGAAGGUUGGGGGCCAAAUCCGAACGCAAAACAAACUGGCCUUGGACCUGAAGGGUGGCGAGUUCGUGUUGAAGGCGUAUAUAUAUCCCGCACUCAAAUCUCUGGCAACCGGCAAGCCAGUGCAAGAGCUCAUGUUUGACUCUGUUCAUCGCCUUUCCCACCAGUACCCGACUCUCGCCGCGCCUCUCCGCAAAUUAGAAGAGUAUGUUCACUCUCGCGGAACUUCCAGUACCGCCUCUCCCCGGCUCAUUUCUUGCGAUCUAUGUGACCCACGUCAAUCUCGGAUCAAAAUAUACCUCUUGGAGCUGAAUGUCUCCCUGGAAUCGAUGGAGGACCUGUGGACACUAGGCGGCCGACGAAACGAUACCCAAACACUCGCUGGAUUAGAGAUGAUUCGGGAGCUAUGGGACCUGAUCAACCUUCCCACCGGUAUUCUCUCGUACCCGGAGCCCUAUCUCAAGCUUGGCGAGGUCCCCAAUGAGCAGCUUCCUCUGAUGGCCAACUAUACCCUUCACCACGACGACCCAAUGCCCGAACCGCAGGUCUACUUUACGACUUUCGGUAUGAACGAUGGCCGGGUCACGGAUGGACUAGCCACCUUCUUCAGGCGUCACGGCUACACCCAUAUGCUGCAGACAUACAGGGAUAGCCUGCGUGCUUACUAUCCUCAUGUAGAUCAUGACACUGUCAACUACCUCCACGCCUACAUCUCUUUCUCUUACCGGAAGGGGAGCCCGUAUUUAAGUGUCUAUCUUCAAUCCUUCGAGACUGGUGACUGGCCAAUCUCCAGCUUCGGUGCGCCUAUCCUUGAGCCUGUCUCUAAGAAGAUGUGUCGUGGCCAUCCUGUCUCUUUCGAGGUACCUUUGACAAAGCAGCAGGUGGUGGCCAUGUGGGAUUCCAAGUACUCACCGAGACCCCUGCUCACCACGCAGUCUCUCGUGGCGCGCAGCAAGAUCGCUCUGUCCCCGCAUCACACCAAGCCCUUCUCAACCUCCCCAUCCCUAUCCUGCGCGAGACACCAAAGCACCAGCGGAGAACCACCGUCGAUCGCGGAACCACCUGCCAAGCCCAAGAACCAGACCCAGACUGACAUUCCUGGUGCGGAUCCCGCAGACCGAUAUGCAGCAGGCCUGCGCCUGAACAAGGAAUGGGCUGCCCAGACAGCCCGCAACCAGCCCGAGCUCUUCCCUACCCUGGCCUCGGGCCAAACGCCGCAGAUUCUGUGGAUCGGGUGCUCCGACUCCCGCUGCCCCGAAACCACCUUCCUAGGCCUGCAGCCCGGCGACGUCUUCGUGCACCGCAACAUUGCCAACAUCCUCCACCCGGGCGACCUCAGCUCCAACGCCGUUAUCGAAUACGCCGUGCAAUACUUGCGUGUCAACCAUGUCGUGGUGUGCGGGCACACAUGCUGCGGUGGUGUCUCGGCUGCCAUGGGCAAUAAGAACUUGGGUAUUUUGGAUCCGUGGCUGUUUCCCCUUCGUCAGCUGCGCGAGCGCAACCUGGAACUUUUGCAGUCAAUGCCUGCUGAAGAGGCGUCGUCGAAGCUGGCCGAGCUGAACGUUCGCGAGGGCUUGAACAUUGUCAAGCAGAAGAGUGUUGUGUUGAACGCGAUCCGCGACCGGGGACUGCAGCUGCAUGGCUUGGUUUACGAUGUUGGAUCCGGUGUGCUCAGUGAGCUGGACACGCAGGACUCGGAGGAGGUUAUCAGGGCCCGUUUGACGGCUUUUCAAACCGAGUGA
This is a messenger RNA of Penicillium roqueforti, 2232 nucleotides long. RefSeq lists its product as uncharacterized. Gene Ontology annotation, biological process: carbon utilization; alkaloid metabolic process. The record is from RefSeq and is a predicted model, not a curated record. Gene Ontology annotation, molecular function: zinc ion binding; carbonate dehydratase activity; transferase activity, transferring alkyl or aryl (other than methyl) groups. The transcript is spliced from 4 exons. NCBI's taxonomy places the organism in Eukaryota, Fungi, Ascomycota, Eurotiomycetes, Eurotiales, Aspergillaceae. The coding region runs from base 1 to 2232 and encodes 743 amino acids.